UCGUUUGUUUGCACAAGAUGUGUUGUUCGAUCGACGAAGCGAGCGGUUUUUCUUCGUUGUCGAGAGGAAUCAUAGAUCCCUCUUGGUCCGUGAGUCGACUCGAGAGGCUGUUUAAGGCCACCCUCUGGCUCGGGUAAGUACAGAGGCGGGAGAGAAGACGAAGUGGGUGGUACGGUGUCGGAGGAACGGCCGGGAGAUUAGCGUUAAUUACAGAGUUGAGCCGUUCCGGGGUUGGGACGGGCGCGAGGUAUUUGUCACUCGGCACUGCUCCCGACUCCUGUUCCUCGUUCUGAAUAUUAAUAACCCCGUGCCAUCCUUCGCCAACCCCCUUCGCUCUUCGCCCUUGUUCACCUACCCUCUUCUGCACACCUCUCGUUUUACGACAUCCGAUGAAUUGCACGGCAGACAACGCUACUCAUUAUGCUGACUGCUUGAUUUCAUCACCGUCACCGGUACGAAAAAUUAAUUGUCCCGUGAUCAGCGGGGGAGACAAGGAUCAAUUUGUAGAUUAUGAUCAACGUUUGCAUCCUCGGUGUCAAAAUAGUUACGCAAAUGACGUUUUGUCUCGAACGAUUAGACAUUUUACGAAUCGUUUGACAACCACGCAAAUGAAGCAAGUAUCCAAAGACGUUUCGCUGGUAUUCGAAUUGGAAGUUGUUCUCCCAAGACGAUCUACCGCUAUUCUUCUUCUUCGUACCAUUUUCCAAAAAUUGAAGAACGCUACCUUGGACUAUCUCACCCCUCUACACAAGCAAGGUUUCAACCCCUUCCACGUAUCCUGUCGAUCAAUCGAUAUGUUCUCUCGUCCUUUCUGCGGUUGGUCCCUCGAUGGCGGUCCCAUUCCCGCGCGAAACGUUCAGAUAUUCAAAGUCGAGGAAUAGUUUAUUCAUGGCCGGCUCGGAGAACUUAGAAAGAUAUUGGAAGCGGCCCAGGAGAGGGCGAAAGAUAGGAAAAAGGGACGGAGGAGGUCGACAGAGAGAGAGAAGAACGAUAUUGGUCGGACGGAAGUGUCCCCUCGGGGAAACGAGGAAACGGGAGGAGCAUCGUCUCUCCCCCGAUCCGAUAAAGCGAAAGAGGGACCCCCUUGUGGCACGACCACCACUCCUACGAGUUGACCCACGUGACAGCGAGCCCGCCAAUAAAAUUCAAAUAAACUCCACCGUGCAUACUAAAUUAUCACAUUUUCCAUUACCCGACCGCGUGCCUAUCCCCAAACAGCUUCCGUUUGCUCCAGAGCGAACGUUUCAACGUCCUGUCGAAAUUCCAAUAUUUUUUACUCUUUAUCCCCUGUACCAGCCUGAUGGAACCUUUACCGGUUUUGAAAACGGAAGAGUGACGCUGGAACGAUUUCGAAAUUACAUUACCGAUUCGAUAUCGUUCUUAACAGGACUUUGGUUAAAUUACAAAAUUCCAAUGUCACUUUUACCUUUUUCCUAUCUAAGAUA
Molecule: messenger RNA, 1445 nt
Organism: Megachile rotundata (alfalfa leafcutting bee)
Lineage: Eukaryota; Metazoa; Arthropoda; Insecta; Hymenoptera; Megachilidae
Source: RefSeq, a predicted model, not a curated record